CAUAUAUUUGUUUGGACAUUUGUUGUUUUAAAUAUCAUGAUCGAAAAUAAUCUUCUCUGAAAGAGCUGCAGAGAUAUUUGGUUUGUUUCUUAUGAUCGUUUUAUUUAACUGUAUAGAUCCCAAUGACCAGAGGUUUGACUCCCAGACUGUGGUCCAACAGCCUGUGUCUGCAUCAGCUCAGCUGGGAGACCCUGUGGCUCUCCAGUGCUCUAUUACCUCCCAGAGGACGGACCACAGUAACAAGUGCCAGGGGGAACCCAGUGUGUACUGGUUCAGAUCAGGAUCACGACCUUCUCACCCUGCAGUCGUUUACAUGAAUGGGAACAGGAGUGGUGAAUGUCAGAAUAGUUCUGGGCCUCCGUCUGCUCCACAGAGCUGUGUCUACACUCUCCCCAAGAACAAUGUAGACUCCUCUGAUGCUGGGACUUACUACUGUGCCCUGGCAGCAUGUGGGGAAGUUGUGUUUGGAAAUGGAACUAAGCUAGACGUGUUGCAAAAUGAUACUAACAAAACAGAACCCUACAGGCAUCUAGUAACCGUGGUGCUUGGAAUACCGUUGGCUUGCUGUCUGGUUGUGAUUAUAAUCCUCUUCCAAACCAGAAAUAAAAAGCAAGUUUGUGAGCAUUGCAAAGGAACACUGAGAGCCUCCUACCAUGUUGCACAUGACUCAGUGAUUCAGGAACAACAGGACGGAGAAACAGAUUUGGAAAACUAUGCAGCGUUGGAGUUCUCUGGCAGGAAAACCAAAGCAAGAAAGAAGAACAGUGAAAGGACUCAGGAGAGUGUGUAUUCUGCUGUGAGAGAAACCUGCCACUGAAAUCCAUCAACCAGGUCCUAAUAUAAUUUAAUCUGGUGGUUGUGCGAUACAUUUCUAAAAGUGAUAAAAAGCAAGCACAUCAGUUUGCGUAUCCAAAUGUAGAUACUUUCAGUCACUGCAAAAAGACCAACAGCACCUGCAUUGUGUACAUUUGCAAGUCAAAUCCAACAUUUUAUCCGAUCAAAUUACUUCAUUUGAAAUUGCAUAUGUUAACAUUUCGGCUUUUGUAAGUUUUUAGGCAUUAAGGUCUCUGAAACUUAAGUGUGUAAUUGUUGCUAGAAUGUGUAAACUAAUAUUGGUAGGAAUGGGUAAAGUAUGCGAUCUUGAUCUUUAUUAGCGCCAUGCUCUGAACACCUUGGCUGAAUGAACUGCAUUGUUCUAAUUUGCAAUGAACACAGCCUCGAACAUUGAAUUGAAGGUUUCGUGGGGUCGUAUACACAAUCACAAUGGCUGUCUAGGUGGUUGUAGCGAUGUAAACAUGACUUGCUGAUGUUAAACAAAUCUAAAUUAAACAAAGCUAUAAAAUGUAGAUGUUCAAAGACAAGGUUUUUGUUGCUUGAUGUCGUUUUACUAAAUGAAUGAAAAUUUAGGACAGGAACAGGGGAAAGGGCAGAAAGUGGUGCUAGCUCAAACAUUAAUGGCCUUCACUCCCUACUUGUCAAAAGUGUGAUGCAUCGCCAAGGAUCCCUGGCGUCAAGUUCCAACAAAAGAUGUGUACCUUUUGCCUUGUUUUUCCACGUGGGGGUCCGUCAGAUAGACAUUAAUGUUAACACACCCGUCGCCAGACCUGAGUCUUAAGGGGGGCAUAUGAAAUGCAUGGGGGGCCCAAUUAUUAUUAGCCUACAGUACGUAUAUUUCCUCUAUUCGCGCAGCACAUAAUCAUCACGUUAAACAUAACCAACAGCAAUAUGACCCAGGUCACCCGGUAGCCUAUAACAUCACAUCAUUCCUCAUAAUUUAAAGCAAUACAUUACAUAGAAGCAAUGGUAUGAAUUGGCCUAUUUAUCAAUAAAUGCUGGACUAUACAACAUAUUAGGUGUAAAAGCAGUUAACAGAUAGAUAUGCAUUGCCCACACACACACACACACACACACAC
This is a messenger RNA of Gadus chalcogrammus (walleye pollock), 1913 nucleotides long. RefSeq lists its product as uncharacterized. The record is from RefSeq and is a predicted model, not a curated record. Gene Ontology annotation, biological process: response to bacterium. Bases 92 to 817 code for a protein of 241 amino acids. The transcript is spliced from 4 exons. Lineage: Eukaryota; Metazoa; Chordata; Actinopteri; Gadiformes; Gadidae.